UUUCCUUUAAUGCACUUACAUACAGUAAACACAGGUCAGUGUGGAUCCUCCCCCCAUCAUGAAUCUCAUUGGACCUGCGCAGUGUCAAUCAACGAGAUUACAUGACGUCAUUGCGGUGCUGCACGCCCAUUGGCUGUGCGUCCAGCAUAAUAAUAAUCUAAGCGCCGAGCAGUUUGUUCACCAUGUUGGAUCAACUGCUCAUCAGAGUCGCCUUGUGACCAGCAGCGUUAGAGUCGGAUCAUGUCAGAGUCAGAGGCGGCGGAGCGACAAGGGCCCGACGUGUAGACAGCUUCAGGCGGACACCAACAGGGUUUACCGGGGCUCACCGACACCGACAGGACCAGGAGGGACUACACUGUCAGGUUGAACACCGUCUCCUCUCUCUCUGUCUCCGGGGUUACAACGACUCAACUUCUCUGGAUGUUAAGUGCGCUGAUGACACCGGGAACCGGAACCUGCUGAGCUCCUCAGGCUGUCUGUCUGUCGAUGGGGGAGAUCGAAUCGGUCUCCUGGCAACCGUCUCUUCUUCUCGCGUUCCGAGUCAUGGUCGAAGCUGCUCCUCCGUGUGUUGUGUUGUGUGUCCGGCUGAUGGGGGGCUCGUUGUUGUUGGGUCGUCGGUGUAAUAAUACUAUGUGAGAGGAGGAGGAGGAGGAGCGGAUGACCGAGGCCUGGGCCUGCUGCUACUACUGUGGCCUGGCUCUGAUUCAGCAGCUCCCGGUUCAGCACCGGAUCAGCAGCAGCAGCGGUGAUUACUGUACGGCUCGGAGAUUAGCCGUGUCUGGCCUCCUUUACACCACCACAAGGAGGAAAGUAGAUGCUGUGGUGGGUUCCGGACCGGAGGAGCACCGUGUGGACACUUUUAAAAGAUGAACGCGUUGUUUAUUCCCAUGUGACCCUCUUUAAAACCGGACUGUACCGAGAGACAGGAGGCUGAAGCUCAUCAUCACCACCUUCAUCAUCAUGAGGGACAUCUAGCACCACCGACCUGUCAUCUACACUGAGGGGGGUGCGGGUUGUUUUCUCUUCUACAUCCUUUGAUUUCUCAUCAUCGCUGGGAGGGGCUCUGAGCACACAUCUGUACACAUCUGUACACAUCUGUAGACACAGCUGGAUGCUGGAGGCUGUGCAUGACAUGCUAUCCUCUCUGUUAUUAGCUGCAGGCUGCAGCAGCCUCAUGGUGGCCGAGCAGGAGCAUUAAUCUAGAGGAAGUGGGUCACAUCCUUGUUGGCAUUAUGAUGAUGAUAAGGAGGCACACCGGAGCGGUUUCUCUACCCACGGACUGGAAGUAGCAGGUGUUGGAUCAUCUACACCCCUCACUCUCACUCUGUUUUCUCUAAGUUUGCUCAUCAUCUGUCAGAAGAGAGUUGGUCUACUGGGGCAUCUCUGUCAGAGAGCGUGUUGGUACCUGGAUCAGUGUUUUAUGGCUCUUUGCGGCACUACGGCUACAAAUGUCGCAAACAUGAUGGCUGCUUACACCGGUGGCUCCUCAGCAGUAGUGGCUGCCCAUCACCCGCAUCACCACCACCAGCUCCAGCACCUCCCGCCCCCCCACAUGCACCACCAACACCACCAUCAGCACCACGCGGGCCAGCAGCAUCACCUGCAGCAGCACCCGGGCUCUGCCGCCGCGGUGCACACCGUGGUGGUCCAGCAGCACUCCUCCUCCACGGCUGCUGCUGCUGCCGCUGCGGCCGCGGUGAUGCUCAAUCCCGGCCAGCAGCAGCAGCAGCCCUACUUCCCCUCUCCAGCCCCCGGACAAGCCCCCGGGCUGGCGGCUGCCGUGGCUCCAGCUCAGGUUCAGGCCGCCGCUUCGGUCAAAGCUCACCAGCAGCAGCAGCACCGGCAGCAGCAGCAGCAGCACGGCGGCCAACACCUGCAGCAGCAGCCGCUGGAUAUCGAGCCCGACCGGCCCAUCGGUUACGGAGCGUUUGGGGUUGUCUGGUCAGUGACCGACCCCAGAGAUGGAAAGCGAGUUGCCCUCAAAAAAAUGCCCAAUGUCUUCCAAAACCUUGUUUCUUGCAAGAGGGUAUUUCGGGAGCUGAAGAUGCUAUGCUUCUUCAAACAUGAAAACGUGCUCUCUGCUCUGGACAUACUACAACCUCCACACAUCGACUACUUUGAAGAAAUCUAUGUGGUGACUGAACUGAUGCAAAGUGACCUCCAUAAGAUCAUCGUAUCACCGCAGCCUCUGAGCUCAGACCACGCCAAAGUUUUUCUUUAUCAGAUUCUAAGAGGACUUAAAUACCUUCAUUCUGCUGGCAUUCUACACAGAGACAUCAAGCCUGGAAAUCUCCUGGUCAACAGCAACUGUGUGCUCAAGAUCUGUGAUUUUGGCCUGGCCCGAGUGGAGGAGUCAGAUGAGUCACGACACAUGACUCAGGAAGUGGUGACCCAGUACUACAGAGCUCCUGAGAUCCUCAUGGGGAGCCGCCAUUACAACAACUCCAUCGAUAUCUGGUCUGUGGGCUGCAUCUUCGCUGAGCUGCUGGGGCGACGCAUCCUCUUCCAAGCCCAGAGUCCCAUUCAGCAGCUGGAUUUAAUCACUGACCUGUUGGGGACUCCCUCUAUGGAAGCGAUGAGGACGGCGUGUGAAGGCGCUCGUGCGCACAUUGUCAGAGGACCUCACAAACAGCCAUCCCUCCCUGUUCUGUACACGCUGUCUAGCCAAGCAACCCAUGAAGCUGUCCACCUCCUCUGUAGGAUGCUGGUGUUUGAUCCGACAAAGAGGAUUUCAGCGAAGGACGCCCUGGCUCACCCCUACUUGGACGAAGGUCGACUGCGCUACCAUACAUGCAUGUGCAAGUGCUGCUACACCACAUCCUCUGGCCGUGUUUACACCAGUGACUUUGAGCCGGUCACUAAUCCCAAAUUUGAUGAUGACUUUGAGAAGAAUCUGAGCUCUGUGAGACAAGUCAAAGAGAUCAUCCAUCAGUUCAUUUUGGAGCAGCAGAAGGGGAGUCGAGUGCCACUCUGCAUUAACCCUCAAUCGGCUGCUUUCAAAAGCUUUAUCAGCUCCACAGUGGCUCAGCCCUCUGAAAUGCCUCCGUCUCCGCUGGUGUGGGAAUAGCUGCUGCUGCUGUGUGUCAUCAUCUUUCCCAACUGAGAAGCUGCUAAACUGGGAACAAGAAUGCGUCUCACCGUCUUCUAUCAUCUGCGUAGCAUUUCACUGGAGAGCAGGACUCACAGGUCUGCUGUGUGUAUGCUGAAAUAUGAAGAGAAAUGAAGAGAAAUCCACUGAUAAAUGCUUUAUGGGGGGGGGGGGGGGUGUGGGGGGGGGGUUAUUAGAGGGGUUUGGUAUGCAAAUGAUUGAGACAAAAUGCUCUGUAGACCAAAUCAGAAUGUUUUAAACAAACUCAUCUGGUUACUUCCAGGUAGAUAAGAUUUAACAGUUAUUGUACAUUUGUUUUGCUAUAUAUAUAUAUUAAUAUAAAUUUUAAAAAAGAUGUCUAUUUUAACAUUUCCCAUGCGAUCAGGCUACUCCGCAUUAUUAUGCCCACCUUCACCUCUGCAAGUGUAAAUUAAAUCCAACUUUGCUUCUUAUUCAGACAAUCGAUUGUAAUUGUGUUGGUAGGCUCAACGUUUGUCCAACUGAAAGCUCCCCAUAUUUUAUAUGAACGUGCUCUCGGGCACAUUGAUAUUUUAGCUUAUUAGAAAUGAGUUAUUACAGGCACGUUCCCCUGCAUCCCGUGUUCCCCUGCACAUUCGGCCAUAGUUUUUACUUCUCUAACUAUUAAUUUGCCAAAGAUCAGGAGCCUCAUGUAUAAAUGAAACAGAAAUAUGAAGGUUUGGGAUUCAAAAAAUGUUUAUUGUUUUCUACAUUAUGCUCAGUAAUGUGUCUGAGUGGACAUGUCGGGCCACAUGUUAGGGGUUCAGUAUAUUUGAAACAAACUAGUUUGUACGUGUCCUCUGAUGAGACUAAGGCGUUGCUAACUGUUCCAAGCAAUCUCUCUUGAAGGCGGGGUGCCAUCAUAGCCUCACCUGGUUGAGUCACACUGCCUCCCUGUUCUCUCGCCACACACACAAACUCCGACCUUUACACCUGGCAUUAAAAUGUGUCUUGUAUCUAGAUAUGAUUUAACCUGAUUCCAUUUACACCUGGUAGUAAAGUGUCUCCAGCGUCCACAUUGAGAUCCGAUCUCUCUGUCUGAAAUGGCUGAGACGAAGGCAAAGUGGUGGACCGGAGGAGCGCUGAGAGUGCACAUCCAGACGAAGAUUCGAAUAUUCGCUGUCCGAAGCUCCAGAGCCCAAAAAUGGUACUCGGGACAGCCCUAGCAUUACGUAUUUCCACCCACGUAGUUGUUGUAUGUGGACUGAAAACACAACUGCAUUUACACUUGUGUUCAGUGUGGUUACAAUGCGCCCCUGACCUCCUCCUCCGGAGGCCGAGCCGAUCACAAUCCGUCCUCAAUGCGGUUUGGGUGCAUUUACACCUGUACUUUCAUGUGGUCAAGCACUAUCUGAUCACCCAAAAUGCAUUUUAAUGCCAGGUGUUAAGGGGGUCUAAGUCACAAGAAUUGUUGUAUAUGUGAUGCGGGAAAGGUGUGGAGGGAGGUUCAGACACUUUUAGAUGAUCCGACAAAACACUCGACACAUUGGCUUUUACAACUGUAGAAGUGGUUAAUAAGUCUGUGUGUCUGUCAGCUCCUUUCAGAGUUCUUCUGUCCCCUGGUGGUCAAAAGUGGGUAGUGAUCGAAUGAUGAACAGUAUAUUAAUUUCAUUCAUAAUGUGCGUGAUUACUUUUGACUUGUUGAAGUUGUACGGUGAAAUGUAAGAGGCACAUACCCACUGGAGAUCUUACCUGUCAUUCCUUAUUCCUGUUUGUUGGUAUAGUUUUCUCUGUUUCAUGGUGGUGUCCUUCCACAUAGAACGCAUAUCCAAUCAGUUCACAGUUGGCAAAGCUUCUGUCACUUACUUAUACGGCCGUAACAUGGCACUUUUGUCUAUUUAUAUAAAAUAUAACGGAGAUGAAUUUAAUAGAAUGAAACUAAAUUGCAGCCUCGGACACAUCAACUAUUCACGGCUGUUGUCAAAGAAGAUGAGAGUAUACACAAAUCCACAAAUGUUUGGUGUCUUAAAAAGUGGACAUACGUACAGGAAUGUAUGUAUUGUUUAAAUAUAUUGGAAGUUUUACAUAUAUGUAUAACAAACAGGUAUUAGAACCAGUACAUGUAUGCAUGUAUGUGCUAUUUUGCGCAUGAUUUCAGAGGAGAAUAUAGAAUGCAGCCGUUUAUACAUGAGGCCCCUAAAUAUUUGUUUCUAAAUCUUGUUUGUAAUAUUAAGUUGAAGUUCCUCAGUCAGUCACAGUGGAGAGGUGUCAGGUAUCCCCUGAAAAAGCCAACAGCUUUAUUUCUGUUUGUCCACAGUGGUCAGUAGAUUAUUAUUAUUAUUAUUAUUAUUAUUAUUAUUAUUAUUAUUAAGAUACUGUUGUGUUGAGCUGAGGUGGAAUCUGCUUGGGUUUUUAGAUGAAUUGUGUUUAGUUGUUGAGAUAAUUCUCCUUGAAGGUGAGGGUUUAAAUGCUCACGUGCAUGUCACAUGAAGAAUUGAAUCAGUCUGUGAAUAGGAAAUAAGUUAAAAAAGGGAUGAGACUAAAAGCUGUCCUCACACUGCGCCCUGCUUCCAAACACGACUCCUCCGACUUCAGAGAGCCUACAGUCACUUCCUGUUCUGUUCUCCUUUGACCAGCCACAGCACUUGUACUGCUAAUCUUCACUUCAGUACUAAUGUAUGGCCAAACAUUCAAAUGAAUAGUUGUUCUUUUUUUUUUAUGAAUGAACGUGUGCUAUCUUCUUGUGUGCCUCCUGACUUCACUGCUUGGACAGUAUACGGUAACGAUUAACACACUCAGCCAAACUGAGCAAAAUUUUACCCCAAAGAGUAGGAAGAGAAAGAUUCAGGGAAAACAACACAAGACAGUCAAAACUGCUCUGAAGUGAAAUGUGCCAGCUCUCCAGUGUUCCCCCAAGGCCGCUGCUUGAUUUGCUCUCCGUUCAUACCACUAAAGUUGAAUCUUGUGGUAAAGAAACAUUCAGAUUUUCACAACAGUUUGUGUAGUGUGGGCCAUCCUUCCUGUUGUUUUUCUGAAGGCCAGUGGCCAUAAGGCUGUCAUGUCUCUGCUUGGAGUUGUUGCAUUUCAUCCCUCGCUUUCUCCCUACAUUUCCUGUCUGGUUCUCGACUGUGACCGUGAGAUUACUCGUUCAGCCCAGAGCUAUACUUCCUGCUUUGACCUGCUGUGGUUAUUCACAUCCAGUUCUGCUGCUUCAUUUUGGCUUUCUCUCUUCAAAUAACUGAUUAGUUAACUGGAUUAAAGCUGCUUGUCUGGUUUACCAUAUAACAUCUAGAGGGGAAUGUCAUUUUUAGGAGGUCAUGUCAGCAGUCACAUGUGUAUUUAAGGUCUGUUUGAAGCUGCACCAUCUAGCUUUGGACCAAUUCAGUUUUUAAUAGAUCAGACCAGUGGAGAAGGACUAGUGUCUCUUAUUUUGACCAGGUCUCAUUUGAAAUGUGUAUUUCUUUCGAAGUCUUCAUUUAGUUUGUUCUGUCGGUCGUAAAGGGUUAGGGUUAAAGGUUAAGGCUAUGUUUGUUCAGAUGUUCUGAGUAAUGGGGAUGAUGGCCAACACUAUGAGAAUCAGACCGACAGAUUGUAAAGAAAUCCUUCAAAGUACUAUAGAAGCAUAGAGAGAGAGCUGCUGUGGUAGCAUGCUACAGGCAAGAUCCAGUCUUCCCUUCAUGAAAAACAGGAGGUCUGUUCAGCUUGUUCUUUGGACCAGAAGUGACAAAUGGAGAACUGUCAGUGUUACGAACAAGAUAUCAAAAUGUAAAGAAGCCAGUUUAACCAGCAAUAUCAUCUUUUAAGGGUGUCCAUUCUGUGUUGUGGCUACUUGAAUAUAUCACCACAUGCUAUUGACCGACUCUGUCGUCAUGGAUCGCAUUCAAGCAGCUCACACCACAGAACGGAAACAAGUAGCAUAUGAAUGAUGUAUAAAUGAUGGCAUGGUCUCAUCUAUAAAAUGGUAAUCCAGUGCUCCUCCUCCUACAUUUACACUGUCUCCAGAAAAAAAAAAGAGCUUUCAAGUAAAUUAUUUAAUAUAUUUUUUAGAAUUGUUUUCUAUUCCUGUUCUUGUGUUCUAUACGGCAUGCGUUCUUCUCACACCUCAAAGUAUGAUCAUGUAUAUAUGUGAAAUAGAGAAGCAAAUCUACACACCAACCUGAAAUACAAUACCACUGUAUAGAAAUUGUAUUAGCCUGCACAUUUCUAAGGCUGUGAAGUUAAUUUUUAUUUUUUAAACUUGCAUACAAAUGUAUAUAUUUUCUUGAUUUUUACCCUGCAACUGAGAUGUGUAGAGAACAACAAAAUCCUGUACUGAUUCACAGAACACACUGUCAUGUUAAACUGUAUCCUGUGUGUGUACAGCCGAGUUGUAGAUAUGUCCAAGGAGAAGCCUUUUUUUGUUAUUGUUGUUGAUUAUUUCAUCACAGCAGCACUGUGUGAAUAUGUAUAGAAAUGAUUCACCGUGUUGGUCUCUACCUCUUGAGCUCAAUAACUUGGCUUUGUUUACCUCCACACCUUUCUGACUUCAUGUGGGGAUGAAUUAAAAACACUUGAAUGUCCAUUCAAGCUUUUAUAUGGAAAUGAUAACAUGUACCCCCAUCCCAACCCCCCACCUCCUUGCAGACCUUUCCUGCACUAUCUAAGUGCAAAGCAUUCACCUGAAAUUUUGAAUCAUCAGAUGUUUGUAUUACAAAGUAGUAUCUAGCAGUAGCCAAGGGUUCCCUGACUGUUAGGAGCUGAUGGGCAGGGAGAGUCACUUCCUCCACCACAGCGCUGUGUUCAAAGCUCCGUGUCAACGACUCCAUUUGAUUCAAGAAGAUUUUUUAAAGUUUCACAUAAUAAGCUUGCUUCUUCUUUUGACUUAUUUUCAGGCUACUGAGAAUUACGCUGCAUACUAUACGCAUAACUUAGUCAAUAUGUGACGCACUGAGCUGUAACUAUACCACGUCACCUCCUGAGACUGAUCACAGGUCUGAACUAAAUAGAAAAAAAAUAUAUAUUACAUGUCGCAAAGGGGAAUCUUACUGUCACUUAAAUCCUACAAAGUUAUUGAUGUUACAGAGCUGUUUGUUAGGAACGUUGUCGUCAUUAUGCCAGCUAGUUACUGUAGUAUUUCACCGGGAGUAGUAUGCAAUUCACGUACUAUUGGAAUUUGGGACGCAGCCUUAGACUAGUGUUUCAUUACUUUUCUGCAGGCUCUGUAUAUAAAUAUAUAUAUGGUUGGGGUUCAGUAGCAUCUUAUCCAAUGAGAAUAACUGAAUUCACUUAUUGAAUCCAUAUUGAACAGAGUUUAGAUUUGGCUUUCAAUAUUAGCAAGUAACUAAAGUUUUAUGAAUAAUUAAAACAAAAAUUCCAUUUAGAUCUUUUUAGAUCUUUUUUUUUUUUGCUUAAAAUAUUAAUAUGUGAAAUGGUUUGCUCAAAGAAGAGAGCAAUCAGAAGCCAGCUGUAGUAGUAUAUCAUUAGUUUCCAUUUAUUCAUAGAGUUGUGAUCGUCUGCAGGGUGUUUAUGUUCCAGUAACUGCACACUGUAGCUUCUUCUGCUUGUUGAGUUCUGUUUCUUCCUCGGUUGUUUCCAUUUAGAGCGCAUAUUGUACGGUGGCUCAGAGACCUUAAUGCACUGCAACCAAAACACAAAGAAAUAAAGAAAACACCUUCACCAUUUUCAAAAUACAAAUCAGCAUUUAGAAAAAACACAGUUGUCAAUUUGAAACCACACACGCACUCAGAGAAACGCUGCACGUCUAACAACAGUCAUUUACAGGUGACACUAAAAAACAUUGAAUGAUGUAUGAAUGUUAUCUAAAAAUGUUUUUAAUGGCUGUACACCUAAUGUAACGCCAUAUUGACAUUAUUACAGAAAAGCAGCUGCGUGGACGUUCAGAUUAGUUGAACUUUGACCUCAGCUGCACCUUUGUGACCGCAGCUAAUGUCUGAAGGCUGCUGCUGAGAUUAAAGAUGGAGAAUGUGUUUCUUCAUGCAACUACAAUCAUGAUCACAUUGAGAAUUCAUUGUGUUUUAUUAUCAAUUUGUGUUCUUUUCAUAUAUGUUGUCAAAAUGUUAAAGGUCUUUUCCUAUAUACUUGUAUUUUCUUAGUGCAUUAAACUCUCUUGGCCACUAUAAUAUUGCUCAAAAGUAUGAAAUGACCCGGAUCUAACUCCAGUUCUAUGAAUACAGACUUUCAAUAAUAUGAUAACAAUUUGAUUUCUGUCACGUGGCCAUAGUUUUACAUGGGAUAAUCCACUCCAAAUAACUUCCCAGUGGCACUGUGGAUUAUUCAUCAUUGUGGAUUAACCCUCAGCCAUUCAACGAGGACUACUCUCUAACAGAGGAGAUCAUAGAAAAGAGACAUGCCGUGGGUGUUUAUUGGGAACUGAAUGGGAAUUUUCUCAGGAAUGAACACAGCCAGCAGUGGUACGAGUCCCUCUCCCUCCCCAUCGCCUCUAUCAACUCUUUGUAUAGAUAUAUUAGUUUCCUAUAUGUUUUAUUUUGUGUUUGAAUUAAGUACUUGAAUCAAAUGAUGCUAAAUUUUAAAAAUGGUAGAGUAAUAACUGACAAACUUGUGUGAGACUAACCACAACUCAGCAACUACUGGACUAUUUGGAUUCAUAUAAUUUGCUGUCCUAUACAAUGUUUGUAUAUUUGAUGUUUUAAUCAGAUGCAUUGUAAUUUGAAUAAAACUUGCAGUAUAUACAGUACAAAGAUGUAUCUAUUAAACUCUGCGUUCAAGCAC
Sebastes umbrosus (honeycomb rockfish) is the source of this 9775-nucleotide messenger RNA. It is a transcript of the gene nlk2, whose product is annotated as nemo-like kinase, type 2. The transcript has 11 exons. Gene Ontology annotation, cellular component: cytoplasm; nucleus. Lineage: Eukaryota; Metazoa; Chordata; Actinopteri; Perciformes; Sebastidae. The record is from RefSeq and is a predicted model, not a curated record. Bases 1421 to 3067 code for a protein of 548 amino acids. Gene Ontology annotation, molecular function: ATP binding; MAP kinase activity. Gene Ontology annotation, biological process: protein phosphorylation; intracellular signal transduction.